AUGACCCUGCCGACGGUAAUAGGUCAUGAAUUUGUGUGCAAUUUCGGAGGUGCAAGAGGUUUCCUUAGCACAAAAGCUCUCGUUAGCUGCCACGCAUAUAUCCAAUACAAUAAAUUCUCACCUGUGAUAUGCCCACACCAGGUGAACGACAUCGAAUAUGUUUGGCAUCCUCAAACAAAGUCAGAUGAUCAAUCGCGUAUUAACGCGUACGUUUGUGAAAAUGGCAGGUUUUGUUCUGUUGCUCUUUCGGAUGUCGUGCGUACUGAAGCACCACGUUCAUUGUUUCGAAUGGAGUCGAGUGAAUCACACAGUACGCUGCAUCUCGACCUGACACAUGACGAUAUAUAUACCAUUAUCGAACGCCGUUUGGUCUUCCUCUGUGGACCGCGAGAUUUGGUUUUGAGUGAUGCAUUGCAACGGCACCUUGACCGACUGGAUUAUCUUGAUUUAAUGGACAUUCUUCCAUGGUCUCCAGUCACGCCGUUGGUUCAAGAAAUAGCGAAGAUAGGGACGGGAUUGGGCAUGCUCAUUUUGUACCGGGGUCUAACGCAUCUACCGCUUCAAGGAUGCGGUAGUCGUCCGUCACCGCUUUUUGCCGAGGAUAAUGAGGUGGUUGUGGACGCUGUGACUGGUAUUCGUUCAUGUCUGGCAGAUCCUAUGCUCAAAGCACCUAUUGGGUUCCUUUGCGAUGGCCGACUAGAACCUGACGAUUGCAUGAGAUCACUCCUGGACAAUCAUGGACGCGCUAUUACUGCUCCUUCACCACACAAAUAUUGGGAAUUUGAACAUCAUGAACCUUGGGUAGUAGCACAGUAUUUUAAUGACUUCGCGUUGCCGCCCAUCAAUGGCGAAUGUAGAUGCAUAAAUCCUGAGACAGGUCAAUUGAAAGCCAGGAUAGAGAUCCGUUCAAAAACCGACUACAUUUGUGACAUCGCCAGUAAGGUCUUACAGAAUCGUUUCCACCCUAUUCAUGGUCCUUGGUGUUCUGUGAUGUUACACCCGGGCAGUACGUUGACCAUAAGGUUGCCAGCAAAGAUCGUUAACUCCACUGCUACUGACGGAGGUAUCGAUGGCGAUAUUGACGAGGAUUUUUCGGCUCUCCCCUUCUCACAACUGCCGUCUGUAUAUGAGUACGAAACUGAUUUUAUGCCGAAGGACUUGAUUACUCUACGACAACUGAAAACAGUUGGUGAUAUCAAUACUUACGACGAAAUCCCAUACUACGAAGCCCUUGUUGGCGAUGCCCUCGAGCUGGAUGUUUCUCAAAUCUCACAGGGAGAGGUGAAGCUGAAGUACCAGCUGGGAAAACCGCUAGCGUUGCGAGAAAGGUCCAAUUCAUUCUUUUAUCAUUGGACCUUGAUAUCAAGAAACGAGAGCGUCCCCGAUAAGAUUAGAGCUAUUGUCAAUGUGGCCUUUACGUUUACGCAUCGCUACAAGAUGAUUGGUUGCGAUCGAGGACCACACAGCGUCUUUGACCCUAAACUUAACAAGAGGUAUUGCUCAUUAAAAUCUAUGGGAAACGGUAUAGGGGAUAUUUACGAGUGUUUAUUCAACCAAAUGUGGGAUCGUCGGCUGGCUGGCAUCCACUGCAGACCAGACGAGGACCUGUUGCCAAACAACUGUGAAUCCGUUGGAUACAAUCUCGUUUCCAACCAUAUUAUGCCAUUCACUGAAUCUAUGCGCAGUGCCAUGCCCUACCCAAUUCAAGGAUUUAAAGUGUUCAAGUUGUAUUUCACCAAACGUGACCCUGUAGGCUACGCUUGCAUCUGUGUUGACCAACGUGGAUACGAAACAUCCAGACUUAUUCUAGAAAGCAAUGCUCACGCGACUCAUACGUACUUAGUGCGUCGCGAAGAAGCGUCUCAGACGUUGAUACCUUACUUAUUACUGCCGUGGCAUGAGGUUGAAUUUUCAAGUAGAUGGCUCAUAAGGCCAAAACCGCUUAUGUUAAACGACGUAUCUCAAAAGUCAGUUACCCUGCAAGUUGGGGAACAUUGGACCAUGCAUUGUGAAUUUCAUCCCGAAUUGCGAAAUUUUGCAAAUAAUGGAAUAAGUAAAACUACAUGGCUGCCAAAGCAACCUGAAGAAUAUUAUUAUACCGUUAAUUAUACGACAGAUGGGCCUGAACUUUUUCGUCGGCGAUACAGAGAUUCAAUAGCUACCACGCCGGGGGGCCUGAAGGUCAGAUACGAAAGGUGGUACAAUAGACCUAACUACCACAUUCUGACGAUCAACUUUAAAAUGACUGCAGUAUUGAUAUCCAAAGACCCACUGCACAAGAAAUAUGUGCCCAUGACGUUCGUCUGCGGAAAGGCUCUUCAACCAUCAGAUUUGUCCACUGUCACAGGUAACCCUUCUACUUCGGGAUCAACUUCACUGCCCAAUAUGCGGUCUAUAUGGUCUACGCCGCGAUACACGUGGAAUGUAGUGGAAGUUGCCGUCGAGACCACCGACCCGCACAUGCAGGGCUGCGGCGUCACAUACGCGUCGGAUGAGUUAUUCAAGCCUGAGACACCCCAACUCUACGACGCUGACGGACAACCUCAGUUCGGUUGCAAGAUCGAUCUUCAGGCUGCCAAGGAAGCUGCAUUCUACUGCCCAGCGCCGUACGUCCUGGACCCACCCAACUGCUUCAGCCAGGUAUCUGUGGGCGGCCUAGUCACGAACGUAGGUGAACUCAGCCAGUCGUUGGUGGCAUCGAGGUCCAACCACUUCGUCAUACUGAGUUUUGAUGAUUCUCUGGUAGGACCUGGGGAGACACUGCGCCAGACGCCGCCAUUGCAAUGCCGCUGCGUCACCGUCAAAGGGAUCGUUCUCUCCACCAUCCAGAUCGAGAACUAUUACGCUAAGUGA
Molecule: messenger RNA, 2853 nt
Organism: Babesia ovata
Lineage: Eukaryota; Apicomplexa; Aconoidasida; Piroplasmida; Babesiidae
Exons: 1
Coding region: 1-2853 (950 amino acids)
Source: RefSeq, a predicted model, not a curated record